Molecule: messenger RNA, 2316 nt
Organism: Diaporthe amygdali
Lineage: Eukaryota; Fungi; Ascomycota; Sordariomycetes; Diaporthales; Diaporthaceae
Exons: 1
Coding region: 1-2316 (771 amino acids)
Biological process (GO): DNA-templated transcription; regulation of DNA-templated transcription
Cellular component (GO): nucleus
Molecular function (GO): DNA-binding transcription factor activity, RNA polymerase II-specific; zinc ion binding; DNA binding
Source: RefSeq, a predicted model, not a curated record
AUGAAGGGAGAGCGAGAGUCGUCCCCAGAGCUGUGCGGCAGCAUACGCGUCGCAAAUCCUAUCCCAUCUCCCUCUCCCUCUCCCUCUCACCAGUCACCUGUCGCUACUCCUAAGAGCGCAGACGACCACAAGACGCCUCCACCGCCGCCCCGACGCCGCGGAACAGUUGCCUGUCGCCGGUGCCGAAGGCUACGGACCAAGUGUCUCCACGGCCCGGAAAGUAACCCACCCUGCGAAGCAUGCCGUUCUGCCGGACCUCAAACCGCCUCAGAGUGCUCCUUUCCUAGGAGAGGCGAGAAGGACGUUGACAGAGACUUCCGACGGAGGCAACCUGCCCAUAGGUUGAGUGUAUCGUCCUCAUCCACAUCACGAGGGACGCCAGCCCUCAACCUGUCAGCUCCUGCUGUUCAGCCACUUCCAGGGGCAGCCUCAAUUCCUGUCGACGCCCCCAUCUUCUCACCGGUCUCAGCCUCAUUUGGCCCCAGCAGUCACCAUCACACAUCCUCUCUGAACAGCACCACACGUCUAUCCAAUCCUACCCCCUACGCAAGCAUGAGCCGCCGGCGCCAAGGGUCGUCUGUGAGCCCAUCAUCCAGCCCCUGUUUCCCCUCUCAUGAAGACAUCGUGGCUGGCUGCCGGUCAUUUGUCACAUCCUACUUCCAGCUUGGUUUCCUCCCCAAAGCAAUCUUCAUCGAGGCCAUCAGCCGGAAUGCCAGCUCAAUCAGCCCCUUCCUGCUGAGCUGCAUACUCUGCAUCUCAGCCAGAUUCACACCAAGCUUGGUUCAGAGGUAUGGCAGCUCAGAGCGGGCAACCGAAAACUUUCUCAGGCUGGCGCGGAUGAUGGUGCCUACAGAGAUGUACGAGCCAUCACUUGAGCGGACCCAGGCCUUCUUCCUCCUGGCCAUCGCCGAGUGGGGCAACGGCGACAAGGACCGCAGCUCCGUCAACAUGGGCGUCGCCGUCAGGAUGGCCUCAAUGCUCAAGCUCCACCGCGAGGAGUCAUAUCUCCUGCCACCCGACGCCGCGGCAGAACAGGUCAUCCGCGCCGAAUCAGCCCGGAGGACCUUCUGGAUGAUCCACAGCCAGGAGAAUCUCCACGCAGGAUACAGCUCACCCGCGCCUUUCCCCCUGGAGGACAUUACCGCCCGUCUCCCCUGCGACGAGCACGACUUUGCUUUUGGAGUAAAUCCGACGCCAAGGUCCGUCCUGCCGGGGACACUCCCAGCACAACUGCACCCAGACUCGGCGAAGUCACCCAACCGCUGCCUCUUCGCCACCCUGAUCCAGUCCCACAACCUCUGGGGUCAGGUGGCCCGGCGCGCCUGCCGGUCCGAUCUCAAGACGCACGGGACGGAGCCGUGGGAGACAGGCAGCGAGUACCAGGUACUGACAGAGGAGCUGCGACGGUUCGAGGCGGAGAUGCCGGAACGGCACCGGUGGUCGGCGUGGAACCUGCGCGGGUGGCGGUCAGAGCAGCUGCACCUCGCGUAUCUAGCGGUGGUGAUGGUGCUGCGCGUGAGCAACAUCGUGGAGCGGCGCAUCUAUCUGGACGAGAUCCUGCUGAGCGCCAACAAUGCCGAUCACAACAACGACAUCACCGCCUCGCCCAAAACGAGGGGCGCGCCCGAUGGCUUCUGGCGCGCCAUGGCGGACGAGCUGUUCGCGGGCGUCGUCGAGCUCCACGAGCAGAUCGACGCCUUUGCCGCACUGCGCACCCGCGGCGAGGGCUUCCCCGCCAUUCUCGUCUUCUGUGUCUACAUCUGCGGGUCGCUCGCCUCUUACCUAUGGCGCUACCCACAAUUGUGCCCGCGAGUGGCCCCCGAGGCAGAGGGUAUCUCCCUGCGCUGCCUGCAGGUCCUGGGAGACCUGCACCAGGCGUGGCCCACGAGUACCAGGUGGCAGCAGGGCUUGCAGCAGAUCGCGAGCCCGCUGUCUGCCACCUCUGGGAGUAGUCAGAGCGGGAGUGCCUCGGGUGACUCACCACCCACGUCGUGUGGCACAUCGGUGCGGUCUGCCUACUCGGCACGGUCAAAUAGUAAACCAUCGCAGUCGCGAGAAAUGUUUAAGGAGGCCAGCCCUACGGCUGUAUUGGAGGAAUCUAUUAUCGACCCAAGGCUCACGGCGUCAAUGCAGAAUGGGGCAAAGGGGGGCGAUGACGUUACUGCCGCGUCUUUCUGGGGUGCAAAUGAGACUGCUCAGGUCUCUAGUGGCGAUGCAGAGGCAUUAUCAAACGAGUUGUUCGAAGCCGAAAUGCGGAACCUCCUGAGUGAGGACGUACAAUUCGGAUGGCUGGACUUCGAACACGGCGGCGAUUAA